Glarea lozoyensis ATCC 20868 is the source of this 297-nucleotide messenger RNA. RefSeq lists its product as uncharacterized. The record is from RefSeq and is a predicted model, not a curated record. Lineage: Eukaryota; Fungi; Ascomycota; Leotiomycetes; Helotiales; Helotiaceae. The transcript has a single exon. The coding region runs from base 1 to 297 and encodes 98 amino acids.
AUGGCUGCCUUCCAACAUCAGGUAGAUCAUAAGAUAUCAGCUGCUGUUACUGACACGCGCGUGUUGACGUUACUCAACUGGAUUCACGAUCCUCCGUUUGAGGCAACGAAGGCAUCUGGCAAUACUGCAUCUUUCUGUCACACGUUUGAUGCCGUAGCAAGGAAUGAAAGUACCGCGAACGGAUGUCGUGACGACAAGAGCAGGGUAAUGGAUAUCAGUGACGAAGAGGAAUUGCAUAUGAAAAUUUCCUCUCUUUGGUCAAGCAUUUCUCCACUCGCUGCGGUGCUCUCCAGCUAG